Molecule: messenger RNA, 1146 nt
Organism: Camellia sinensis
Lineage: Eukaryota; Viridiplantae; Streptophyta; Magnoliopsida; Ericales; Theaceae
Source: RefSeq, a predicted model, not a curated record
UAUAUUUAAAAAAAAAAUGGAAAAUGGGAUGAUGGUGUUGGGGGGAAAAGAUGUUAAAAUAUGUGAAAAUGGAAAAUAUGUUAAAAUAAGAAAGUGAAUGGGUGGCCCGAGGAGGUUCAAUGCAUGUGAGGUGCUGAUGUAUUUAUUUAUGGUAUUUGUGGUUGGUGGGUAUUGUUUAAUUUAUUUUAUUGUUAUUUGAUUUUAUUGGUUGUUGUUAAAGCUGCCGAGAGAGUGAGAGAAGGAAGUGGGGUGGGUGUGUGUGGGGUUAAAUAAAUAAAAGAAAAAUGGGUGUGAAGUGUAAUGUGUGUGGGUGUGUGGUGAUAGUUUAAUAAAAUAUGAGAGAGUGGGUUUUCAAUUCUGCCAAAAGGAAGAGAGAGAGAGAUGGGGUGUCUUGAUUGCCUCAGAUUAGUUCAUGGAUUAAAAAUGAGGGCCAGGGGAAGUGCAUCCGUUGGUGGUAUCACCGAGGGAGUGAGAGGGGCCGCGGAUGGAGAGAGAGUGGGGAGAGGAGAUGGGAUGCUCCGGCGGAGGAGAGGCGGAGGACGCCGAGUCGGCGUACAUUGACCUGGACCGAGUGGUGAUGUUGCCGUGUCGGCAGUGGUUGUGUUGCCGUGUCGGCACCUUGGCUAUGUUCAGAAUGUGGUGCUGUGGCCCAAGCGUGCCCUCUAUGUCUCUCCUUCAGAGGAUGGGAAUAGACCCUGGUGAGAGUGUGAUACAGAACCACCAAGAUGAGAGUCGAGAGAGAGCCGAGAGAGACAGCCCAUGCUCGAGAGAGGGGCUACGGCAGUGGCUGAGAUGGAGGAAGCUCCUCAUUCUAUGCCAUGGUGGUUGCUUGACGAAGAAGAAUCACAGCAUCAAAUCUCUUGACUUGACCAAGGCUGCUUUUGAUAAGCUUAAGGAAGAGAUGGAGAUGGCAUUUCUGUUCCUGCUGCAGUGUCAGCGAAAGAGAGCUGGAGCACUUGACUUCUUUGCUCCGGUGGUGGCUGACUUGGAAGUGAGGGCUGUCCCUGCGGAAAUGAAGGCCCCAUGCUAGGUGGAGGUUUGUUACCUAAAUGAAACAUGGGCUGUGAAUGAUGUAGCUGAGGUGGACCAGAGUGCUGGAAACCAGGGUUCUGCCCAAUUUGUGAAUGAAUCUGGUGAGAGAAAACC